Molecule: messenger RNA, 1064 nt
Organism: Chara braunii
Lineage: Eukaryota; Viridiplantae; Streptophyta; Charophyceae; Charales; Characeae
Source: the annotation of a GenBank genome assembly
CCUAGCCUUGGGUAAGCUAGGGGAAGGACGGUAGGAUGUGUCCGGGGGCGCUGGCCUGCCUUGCUUAGGUAAUCUACUGGGUAGACUCUCUGAAUUGGCCCUAUAGGAGAUUGCAUGAGCCUGGCGUCCGAAGUUCCUGUACGGCAAGCCGUCAUGGACCAGAAGCCCGGGGAAACGGACAAGGCCUAUCAGUUCCGGAUGCUGCUUCUGAUUACCGAAGCCAAGCAACGGUUGAAUGCAGUAGCAGCCGCAACAAAGAAGAAGGCAGAGGACACCGAAAAGGCGCGUUUGUUGGCAAUCGAACAGCAGUGCCAUCAAAACGAGGCAGCAGCAAAGGCUGCCGAUGAAGAGCGAAUUCAACAACGCAAGAAGAUAUUUAGCGGAGAGCGAUCCUUGCUCACAAUGGCAGCGAACUGGCGGGCCGAGGCCGAGAAUGGGAAGAUGGAAGAGAGUGAAAACAAGACCGCUCUACUCCUCUCCCAUCUCACGGACCUCCUGGCAACAUGCAUUACACAGCAAGAUGACAUCCACAGCCUCGACGACGCGUUGUCUCAAGCCCACAGCCGCCUCCACGAGUUGGAGCAGCGACCCAUCACCGCCCCCGAUGCCAGCUUUUCCAACACCUCCGAUCGCCUCGAGGCAUUGGAGAUUGACGUCGGAUCCCUCAAGGGCGGCGUGCAGUUACAGCAAACCGCAACGCAACAGUUGGAGCAGCAGAUCUGUACUGCCGCCAACCACUCGAGCUCGGAACCGCGCGAGACAACUCCAAAGUUCGAUGGGCAGGAGUCUGGAGAUUUUCCGCGACUCGACGAAGACGGACCCGAUUCCAUGGUUUCGCAAGUUCGAGCUCAAGUUGCAACUCCACCACUUCGGCAAACACAAGCACCACGCGUACUUUUACUCCCGGUCGGGGGGCGCGUGCCAAGCAUGGUUGGACAAUCUUUUGUCCAAGUACGGAGUGGUGGCUGCCGACUUGCACACCAAGAUCAGUUGGGAUGAUCUAAAGGCGGGGUGGCAUAAGCGGUUCCAAGUAGAGCCGCCGGAGAUAAAGGUAAUGGACAAGC